AUGUUCGCUCCUCCAAGCCCACUCGCGGGCAGUCGUCCAGCAUCAGCUGCGUCGUACCACCAACACGCGUAUCACCAGCCCUAUGACCAGCCACGGUCCCCCAUGCCAAACGAGCACGGUCUCCCUCACAGCAACUCCUUCUCCUGGAAGCCAGAGCUCGGUCUCCCUCCACCGCCCAGCGAAAUCGAUAGCCUUGGAUAUUCGCUCGAUCACGCUCUCGUCCCUCUCUCGCAACCCGUUUCGCGUGCUCAAUCAGUCUCACCCACAACUCGCGUCCCAUCUCGCUACGAUGUUGAAUUCGGCGGGCUCGAGGAUCCCACAGAGCAUCGCGACCGCACUCAGGAUCACAUGAACAUGGUCAGCAAGCAUCCCAAGGUCAAGAUCGACGUGAUCCUUUCCAGCAGUCUCUUCGAAGCCGGCGGUUGCAUCGGCGGCAAAGUCGAGUUGACGUGCACAACAGGUCAGAGACUUCGCAUCGGCCAGAUCGCCAUCGAGCUCGAAGCCGUCGAGCAGCUCACCUCGCGCGACCACGCAGCUACUCAGCUCUUCCUCUACAAUCGCACCGUCUUCCAAGGCGAAAAGCUGCCUCCGUCCAACGCCGUCUUGCCAGCUGCUCCCAUCAAUGGAUACUGGACCGCAAGAAAAGGUCGAACCUCUUUCCCCUUCAGCUUUCGUCUGCCUGCUUCAGCACCAUCCUGCGCUACCUUUGCAGGAAACGCAUCGCUCCGGUAUGGUCUCAAGGCGACCGUGCAGACGUGGUACAACGACGAAAAGAUGAUCGUCACUGCUCGCAGAGAGGCCUUUGUGCUCGAAAAGUGGUCCGACCAACUCCAUCCUCGGUUUCGCCAGCCGGUCGAGGCGGUGGGAGACACUCGCCUCUUCAUGGGCGGCAACGGCCCUGUCUGGCUAGAAGCGGGCGUGACAGAGCAGCUCUUCUGGGGAGGCGGUCAGCUCCUCAUCCGAUGCGGGAUUAAGAACAACACCAAACGACACCUCAGCGGAAUCAAGGUUGCCCUGGCACGGAGACUCAUCUUCCCCGUCGGCAGCGUUGAAGGCUUUCACGACAGCCCAGAAAAGCUGUCGCUGGAACCGCGCAUCACAGAAGUCGUGCACGACCAGGUCUUCAAGGGUCGCGAGUACGAGUUUGUACCCGAUGCAGAGUCAGUUUGCACUGUCGCUGUCGAUGUUCCGAGGGAUCUGCGAACCAUCCGCAAGACGCGUCUGUUCGAGGUGCGGACAUUUGCGUUUGUCAGCCUUCUUCUCGGCUCCUUUGCCAAGGAUCUGACCAUCGAGAUUCCCAUCUACGUCGCACACACCGCCAGCGCGCAACAUCCGGUCGAGCCGACCCUCGACAAUCUCCACACUGGUCCACCGCUCCACUCGAUGCCUCAGCGUCCCAACUCGUCCAUCGGCCAUUCUCAGGGCCGCUCGCACGGACAUGCCCACCCUCAGCACCCUCAACCGCACUUUUACAAUCCUCAUGAUGGUCAUCGCCCGCAGCCUCAUCCCCACAUGGACGCAGGCAUGCUUGAGAUGCAGCGUCUGGCCGCGGAGCGAGGCUGGUCUCCGGCUCCUGUCAUGUCCGGCUCCGCACAUCUUGCAGGUCCAUUGAGACCCGCAAGUACUGCGCCAGGCAUGAUUCAGCUACCGAGCCAAGCUCAACCUUUCGCGCUGGGUCCCGAUGGCCAUCUGCAAUGGGACCCGACGGUCAACAGCUGGAACGCAAGCAGGCUCAUGUCGCCUCCAGCUGCUGCUGCAGGUCAUGCUCUACAGCGAUCCGCCAGUGCUGCUCCUGACAUGUCGCAAAACGUGGCGUCUUCCCAGUCCUUUGCACAGCACGUAGAUCCAGUUGCGGCAUGGAUGGCUUCGCAGAGAGCCAUGUCGGUCUCUCCUGGACCUGCUGCCUUCGCACACCAGGGAAGCUUUGUCGCUGCCGCGGCUUCCCCUCACCACUCUGCUAUGCCCUUCCCUCAGAUCGAACCUGCAGCUAUCAGCGACCGUCGAGCCUCGCUCCCUGCUGCAGGACCAUACGGUGGUGCGCUACCUCCGCAAGUGGCGUAUCCGAAUGCGCCACGAGAAACCUUGCCGCCCAUGCCAGAACCGCAAAGCAUCGUCGUUCCCGGUCCAAGCACUCAGCAAUUCUCUGCUCCGCCUCCCCAGCCAUCGAUGCCCAUGUACUCUGGCGGAGCGCCUCCCAUUGCUGGUCUUGCCACCAUCGAAGAGGACAGCGAGUCUCAGGCGGGCACGAUCAAGACCAUGUCGAAGCUCCCUACGAUCGGCAAGACGGGAACCAAGGGUGCCAAGGGCACCAAAGGCAACAGCGUGUCGCGGAACAACAUCGAGCAGUUUGAGGCUAUGGCCGAGGCGGAGGAGGAUGAAGAGGAGGUCAAGAGGCAGAUGAUCGCUAUGGGGAUGCAACCGGAUGAGGAGGCAUUCAAUAAGGCCAACGAAGAGCCAGUGUCGACCGCAGCUCCGGAAACGACGCCGCAUGCUUCGACUAGCCGGCGCAGCGAGACGUCGCAUGCUUCUUCGACAGGAACGUUCAGGCUCAAGGCUAGCGAGAUCUUCCAGGGCGGUGCUGCUGCAGAGGUGCCUACUAGUCAGCCUGCUGCGUACGACGCAGAAGUGCAAGCUCCUGUGCAGGCCUCAACAGCGAACGUUGUUCAAUCUCAACAAGACUCCCCUUCUAUGGAUGUCAGACGCACGAGCGAGGACCAACCGGCAGCAGCUCGAUCGACAGUGUCACUGAGACGCACAUCUUCCUCCCAAGGAAUGGGCCUGCAUGCGCUCGAGACGAACCUCGUACGCUCCACCACGCCCAAGAUCAGCAGUACCCAACGCGCCGCCGCCGUCACCCUUGCCAACGUGGGUCGAGCCGAUUACACGUCCAGCCCGCUCUCGUCCGCACCCGCCGUGUUUGACGACUCGACACGAUCGCGCAGGAACAGCGCGCUGCGCGCUGCAGCCCUGGCUCGAGAAGAAGCAGAGCGCAAGAGCGCCGAAGAGCAAGCGCGAGCGGCAGAGGAGAGGCAAAGGCAGCUGCUGGCCGAGCAGGCGAGACAGGCAGCUGCGGUAGAAGAGGAGGCGGCGAAGAAGGAGGCUGCACGUGCAAGGGCUGCCGAACAGCAGAGGUUGGAGCGGGAGAGGAUUGCGGAAGAGGCGAGGCGACAGCGCGAGUUGAGGGAACAGGAGGAAGAGCAGCGGGCGAGGGAAGAGGCUGAGCGCAGGGCGGAGAUGGAGCGCAUGCAGAGGGAGGAGGAGGCGAGGCGAAGGGAGCGGGAAGAGAAGGAGCACCGCAAGCAUGAGGAACAGCAACGACGAGAGCGAGAGGAGAGCGAACGUCGUUCGCGUCAAGCUGCAGAAGCCGCAGCUGUUCAGGCUCGGCUCGAAUCCGAGCGGAUCAAAGCGCGCAAUGCGAACAGCAUCGCCAGCAGUCCGAUCCAGCGAAUCCAUGCUGCGAUUGGCCACGCGCCAAGCUCGAUCGCUCCGUCGGUGCCGUCGAAAACGACAGCGCCGAUCUUGGCUUCUCCCGGCCGGACGAGCGACCGAGACCGCCUGGUGCUGAAAGCGCAAGCUGUUCACCGCAUCGAUGGAUGGCUUUCGAACCCUUCGAGUCCGAAUGCUUCUCUCAUGGACACGCCCCAGACACCCAGCGCCUCUGUGCUAUCCGUGAUGCGGAAGGACGAAGCAACAGCCGCAUCGGGCUCGCGUGGCGACGUAAACCGAUCCUCUUUCGCCGAUCGCUCGCCCUCGCAGGUGAUCAACCCGAUGUGGGACGGCAGUUCUUCCCGACUUCAGAUGUCGGCCGGCGAGAUGCCUAAAUCUCACACUAUGGCCGAUCUCGCUUCGUCGAAGCACUCGGCUGCCGCAGCGGUAGACGACGAGCCAGUGCCUCAGCUCUCGGCUGAGUUGCGAGCGCUGGUUGAUGGCUCGGACAUUCGACCUGCUCGCAAGUCGGGCACAGCUCUGAAGGAGCAUCCCAUCAGUCGUCGUUUGUCGGGUCUCGGGUCCACUGCACCGGCUCCUGCUGUUGUUGUUCCGAACUCAUCCGUAGCGUCGUCUUCUUUCCAACAAGCCAAACGCGACGGCCACACAUCGUCACCAUCGUGGCCUCGACCUGGUCUGCAGUCGUUUGCUGGCACGGGUAGCAACGUCAAAGCCACGAUCCCAGCGAUCGUCCCCGCAGCCAAGGUCAGCACUGAACGCCGCGCUUCUCGCGAGGUAGGCAUCCCGACGCGUGUGGAAAAGACUUUGGCGGCGCCAACGUCUACGAAGGAUGAAGCUGGGGGGUACGAUGUACGCUCAGCGCGUGGCGGCAGGGGCGGUCGCGUUGCAUCUGUCACACAGCUGUGGUCCAAGAUCGCCGGAGACGUCAACGACGAUGCGGCACUGUCACCCAACCUGGCUGCACCGCAAUCGGAAGCGCCUCGGUCUGCCUCGCCUUCCAACACAUCGACGUUCAAACCGAAACCCCGAACUUCAGCCACCGGUGGAGCGCCGGCACUGGACUUCAGCAACAAGACAACGACAUCCUCGCCCACAUCUCCCGGCGUGACUUCGAUCGCAGCCACCUUUGGAAGCAGCACGCCCGAAUCGCUGAAGACCUCCACCGCAGUGCAAUUCCUCAACACAUCCACACCCAAACCCGUCUUCUCCAGAUCACCAGAACAGGCGGGGAAACCGGAAAAGCGUCCGCUCCCCAAACCGGUGUUGCAACCAGGUGCGCUACCAGCACCGCAGCUAGUGCGUCCCACGGCGAUGCGUGCUCAACCUUCGCCCAAGUCCAAGCGUCUCAGCACUCGACUUCUCUCAAACUUUGAAGCGAAAGAGGAGGGGGAGGAGGAGUCGAUGAGAGAGAUGAUGGACAAGAUCCACGCUUCAAUCAUGUUGGAAGUACACCAAGCAAACGCGUUGGUCUACUCCACGCUAUGCGGCUUCAUGCUGGUCGGCCUCUACGCCGGCUACCGUGUCCGCAACACCAACGACUUCCUCUCGGGUCUUCGAACGCAAAGUGUAUUCCCUCUCACGCUCAACUGGUUCGCCUCAACGGAUUCUCGAACGGAUGGGUACGAGAUCGACAUGCAGCGGCACACGUGUGUCUACAUAAGCAUUGGAUCAGGAACGGUCAGUCUGCGGUCAAGGAUGUUGAUAUUACCUGAUCGAGUUAGGACUCGCGAAGGGAAUGCUGCAUGCCUCUUCUUUUCACUCCAACAUGUAUUCUCAACCCAUGUAUCCGUCUUUGCUCGGGACACGACAGUUCAGGAUCGGUGGUCAGACGUUCGUGUUGUCGCUGUCCUGUACGGCCCGACGCACAAACGCGUAGACAGCCGCGAAAAAGCUGUCCCCGACGAGGACGCGUUCCCAUUCCCCCACUUCCUCUCUCGUUGUCGGCCCUUACGUCUUAUGGACGAGUCGUCGUAG
This is a messenger RNA of Pseudozyma hubeiensis SY62, 5421 nucleotides long. RefSeq lists its product as hypothetical. Bases 1 to 5421 code for a protein of 1806 amino acids. The record is from RefSeq and is a predicted model, not a curated record. The transcript is spliced from 4 exons. Lineage: Eukaryota; Fungi; Basidiomycota; Ustilaginomycetes; Ustilaginales; Ustilaginaceae.